UUUAUUUGGAGCGGUCCAACAUAUGUCGAUACAUGUGCACAAAAAAACUAAGUUCUGCAUGUCAAGUUCAGUCUCAUCAGCACCAAGAAAGACACUCCUCAGCAUGGACACUGAGAAGAACAAACCAGCAAGAAAAAGAGAAAGAAACCUAAAGUUUCGACUACAGUGCAGAUCAUCUCAAGCAUCCAGCACUGAGGGGCUUUGUUUUGAAGAAUUGUCCCAGUGGUCACACUCCCUGGAGAGACUUAUAGCAUCAAAAUAUGGAAUAAAGAUAUUCCAGGCUUUCCUGAAAUCCGAGUUCAGUGAUGAAAACAUGGAGUUUUGGCUAGUAUGCGAGGAAUACAAGAAAAUCAGGUCCCCCUUCAGGAUGACAUCCAAGGCAAAGAAAAUCUUCAAAUGUUACAUUCAGGCCGAGGCACCGAGAGAGAUUAACAUUGAUCACAAGACCAGAGAGCAGAUCAGACGCAGCCUUAAGGCAGGUUGCGCAGGGUGCUUUGAUGAGGCCCAGAGGAUCGUCUACGGGCUAAUGGAGAGGGAUUCUUACCCCCGCUUCCUGAAGUCAGACAUAUACAGGACUUUUCUGGAAUCUGUAUCCAAAUCCGUGGCAAUGUAAGGACCUCCCGUGCCAGGUUUGUUUGGCUGUAGACUGUGAACCCAAAUGCCUGUCUCCCUGAGGGACGCUGAGCAUCCAUGCAGUGGGAGUACUAGGCAAAAGCUAUAAAGUGAUCUUUGUAGUCUGGACUGUAACAUACUGUAAGUAGCAUUUGUGUGGUAAUGCAUAUCAAAAGUACUGGUUUAGAACCAGAUGGGGUGAUAUACUGUACACAAAUGCAUGCAGGAGUUGUCAGACUUUAUAAAAGAUUCCAAGGGUACACACCAGGAACUGCAUAUUCCAAAGACUUUUAACCAAUGAUGCAAGUCUAUACAUUUGCGUUGCCACCUUGAUUGUAUCUCUCUGGUAUGUACACACACCUGUCAUCUGCCAAUCUAAAGAGAAGCGUUGAGUGAAUAAUGUAAUGUUUGCAAAGAUAAUAUUGCUUAUCUUUGAUUUUUCAUUUACAAGCAAUGCUGGGAGAAACGGCGUUAUUGUUACUAACACUGUUGUUGUUUUCCAAUUACUAUUUCAAACGUUGCAACAUUGUGAAAUGUGGCGCGUCAUUAUGCACUGAUAUCUGCAUGAAAUAUCUACUGCACAGGCAAUAGUGUGGAACCUUGGUUAGCAUCAUUAAACCGUUCCAGAAGGUCUGACUCUAACCGAAAUGUACUCUAACCAAAUACAUUUUUCCCAUAAGAAAUAAUGUAAAUCCAAUUAAUCCGUUCCAGAAAGCCAAUACACGCAGAUUUACAAUAAUUUUUUCACAUGCAAAAAACAAUUCUAAAUGCAUAUAAAUACAUAUAAAUGAUGAGUGAAAUUUAUAAAGGAACAUUUUAGGUUACUUUUAUCUUCAUUGAAGAUGUGAUUGUUGUCAAAGACACAAUGUGGCAGCGAGAUCAACACAGACAGACAGAGUUAUUUCUUCAAUUCAAUAUUUUUUUUUGCCUCAAGUCUCUGCUGUUCUUAUUGAUCACGGUUGCAAAAUAAAUGGAGCCAAAGAAAAAGAAGGUGAACAACACUAUUAAAUUCAAGAAAACUCACUGCCACAUGGUGCCUUUGGCGAUAAUCACCUCCUUAAUGAAGGUAAACGGAAACUUAAAUGUCAUGCCUUUCAUUCGGCAUUUAUAUGCAUUCAGAAUUGAUUUUGCAUGUAAAACUAUACUUGUUAAACUAUAAACACAUGUUUUCUGUUAACAUUUUUUAGACUUGUGGCAUAACUGUUAGUUAGCAAAGAACUACAGAGUCAAUGCUGAUAUUGAAGAUCACAUCACCAUGACAACAAGGAAAAUGGAUGACACAACCCACAAACAAAGAAUGACGCAGUUGGAAGGAUUACGUUCAUCAACAUUUGACAUCACUACCACGUUGCAAGGGCCUGCUCAACAUGAAAUACUGAAAUUGGGAACCCAUGUAUGUGCAUUCAGUGACAUUCACAACACAACACGAAAGACUGCAGGACAGGAAGACCUAGAAGUGGAUCCAGACAACAGCAAAGGAAAAGGGAUCUUUUUUUGUAACAACUGCUUUUUAUUACACAGAGGAGGGAACGUUAAAUUAUAUAUUGAUCCACAAGCCUUAACUCUACCAUAACACAGCAUUUGUAAUACAUCCUGAUCAUUUUUGUACGUUAUUUAAGAUUUGUUAAAUAGUUCAUGUUGAUAACAGGAAGUGAACACAUGUAUUAGCAGUUGAUGUGAAACAAAGCGGGAGUAGGAUUAAAUAAGCUCUGCUUCUUCCUACUCCUUUUCGCACAUGUGGAAUUGUGAAUUGUAACAAAGUAUUCCAAUGUAAAUUGAAUGCACGCUCAAAAUAAACAUACCGUACACCGGCGACAGAGCUGACUUACGGUUUCUGCAAGCUAAUUGACUGCUAACAGGGAUGUUUUGUGAUAAAAAGACAUUAUGAACACAGUUGGACUCACGCAGUGUAUUAAUAAUAGGAGACAAGUUGCGCCAUAUUUUACACUAACUGGAAAAUGUACGCAAACAAAAUUUGGCCGUGAAUUUUCAACGUUAACCUAAAAAGGAUGUACGCCAAACGAGGUUCCACUGUAGCUAGUCAACAAGACUAGCUAGUCAACGAGAGUAAACACUGCCCCCUAGCUUUUUUUCACAGAGAAUUGCAAAUCCCGAUCCCAGCCGCAGCCCUAUUCUCAUGAAACAUUCAAGAUUAAAGAUUCAAGAGUUUUAUUGUCAUAUGCAUGGUAAAACAGGCAGUUAUACUAUGCAAUGAAAUUCUUAUUCUGUUCAUUCUCCCAAGAAAAAAAAGAAAACACAAGAAAGAAUAAGAACAUAAGAAACAUAUAUACCAAUAAAUUAAGCAACAACAACAGAAGAGACAUUAAUACAAAUAAAUAAUACAAAUAAAUAAAUAAAUAAAUAAAAGUGCUAUGAGUGUGUGCGUGUGUUGCGUGCGGUGUGUGUGAGUGCUUCGGUGAGAAGCCUGAUGGCCUGUGGGUAAAAGCUGUCACACUGCAAAGCUAAAUCCAAAUUCUUUUAGAUAUUUGUUGUUUUUUCAAAAAAGUAACACAAAAAUUAGUUUCCCUUGUAAUGACAUUUAUGCAGGAUUAUUUCUGUUACUAAUUCAAUAACUUUUUUGGGAAAGUACUCAGUAACAUUUUACUUUUUUGAAGUAAUUUGCCCAUCACUGUUUACAAAGCUGCUUAUAACUGUUGUUUGCUGUGGUGUAGAACUGCACCGCAUUUUACUGAAAGAUGUUUACAAUAUUUUUCCUACAUUAUUUGAUGAGUUGGUUCUCAUCACCCACUCAAGGCAGGUUCUUUGAUGCAUAUCUUGUACUGAAUCCCAU
This is a messenger RNA of Dunckerocampus dactyliophorus (ringed pipefish), 3403 nucleotides long. RefSeq names its product regulator of G-protein signaling 13-like. The coding region runs from base 23 to 613 and encodes 196 amino acids. The record is from RefSeq and is a predicted model, not a curated record. NCBI's taxonomy places the organism in Eukaryota, Metazoa, Chordata, Actinopteri, Syngnathiformes, Syngnathidae. The transcript is spliced from 5 exons.